AUGUCCUACGGCAGGCCCGCCCAGUCCAAGGCGCAGAACGAUGCCAACGCCCGCAUCCUGAGGACGCUCGUCAAGCACCCGGACAACAAGGUCUGCGCCGACUGCAAGCGCAACGACCCGCGCUGGGCCUCGUGGAACAUCGGCUGCUUCCUCUGCAUCCGAUGCUCGGGCAUCCACCGAUCCAUGGGCACCCACAUCAGCAAAGUCAAGUCGAUAGACCUCGACAUCUGGACGCCCGAGCAGAUGGACUCGAUGCAAAAGUGGGGAAACAAGAGAUGCAACCUCUACUGGGAGGCGCACCUCAAGAGCGGCCACGCCCCUCCGGAGCACAAGGUCGAGAGCUUUAUCCGCAGCAAGUACGAGUCACGACGCUGGGCCAAGGACGGUCCGCCUCCCUCGGAUCCUUCCACCCUAGACCCGGACUCGGCCCCCGCUGCGGCACCUCCUCCGGCCCCGGCUGCCGCCUCGAGCCGUCAGCCCGCAGCUGGGCCUGCACCGGCACGCUCCAACCCGAUCGACCUGCUCUCGGAGGCGACACCAGACCCUCCGGCCGUCUCUGGUGGCAAGUCGAACCUGCUGGACGACGUUCCGAACGCCACCAGCUCUCGAUCCGGAGCGCAGCCCGCCGCAAAGCAAGCUGCCCCGCCCGCAGCUGCGCCCAAAGCCUCUGGCGGCGGCGGCGGCAUCUUCGACCUGGAUUGGCACGAGCCUGCAGGAGCCACGUCGGCCACGAGUCCGAGCUCGCCGGGCGUCGGCGCUGGCGGUGCUCCGCGCGCCAAGAACGACAUCAUGAGCCUGUUCGCGGCCAAGCCCGCUGCGCCUCCUGCGAUGCCCGCCAGCAACAGCGGCUCUGGUGGCUUUGGUGACUUUGGCUCGUUUGCCAGCCCGACUUCUCCGCAGGCAACGACGACGGCGGCGGCGGCAAGCAACACGGCGAGUGCGGGCUUUGGCGGGCUGAGCUCUGGCUUCGCCGGCCUGGAUCUCAACUCGAACGGGGCGGCUGCCGCUGCGAGCCCCUGGGCUCAGCCGGCCCCUGCUACGACGUCGAGCUCGUCUGCAGGCGGGGGCAACGGCCUGUUCGACACGCAGGACGUCUGGGGGUCGAGCGGCAACGGCACGUCGACGCAGCAGAGCAAGCCUGCGCCGCCAAAGAACGACGCGUUCGCCGAUAUCUGGGGCGACUUCAAGUGA
Pseudozyma flocculosa PF-1 is the source of this 1191-nucleotide messenger RNA. RefSeq lists its product as uncharacterized. Gene Ontology annotation, biological process: endoplasmic reticulum to Golgi vesicle-mediated transport; endocytosis; intra-Golgi vesicle-mediated transport. NCBI's taxonomy places the organism in Eukaryota, Fungi, Basidiomycota, Ustilaginomycetes, Ustilaginales, Ustilaginaceae. Gene Ontology annotation, molecular function: metal ion binding; GTPase activator activity. The record is from RefSeq and is a predicted model, not a curated record. Gene Ontology annotation, cellular component: Golgi apparatus. The transcript is spliced from 4 exons. Bases 1 to 1191 code for a protein of 396 amino acids.